Molecule: messenger RNA, 534 nt
Organism: Acromyrmex echinatior (Panamanian leafcutter ant)
Lineage: Eukaryota; Metazoa; Arthropoda; Insecta; Hymenoptera; Formicidae
Product: caspase-1
Biological process (GO): proteolysis; apoptotic process; positive regulation of neuron apoptotic process
Cellular component (GO): cytoplasm
Molecular function (GO): cysteine-type endopeptidase activity
Source: RefSeq, a predicted model, not a curated record
UGGUCGUAACCGAGUCGUGAAUCGUGAAUCAAGUAGUCAACGCACAAUUUUUGACAUACUGUGUGUCGUAUCGAUCUCUUGUGAUGACCCUAACAUGUCUACAUCAGCGGUCAUCUUUGGUAAAAUUACAAAUCAUUAACGCCACAAAUUAUAACCGUUUGAUUGUUGUGGACACGUGUUCACAACGCCGGAGUCAUGGAAAUAGGCAAGGAAAUAGAGAAGCAAAUGAUCAAUCUCGAGUUCUUAGUUCAAUUAAAAACAAGUGAAGAUAAAUGCUAUAACUUGUUGAAGAAAGUGUACAAAAAUCGCUGUAUAAGUCGUGGCUGUAUACAUGCAUAUUUUGAUGUAAUCAAUGGAAACGUGAGAGGAUCCGCUAAUCAAAAGAAAGAAAUUAAGAAGAAAAAGGAUAAGAUUAAUUUUCAGAGGGAAGUGAACAACAACAUAGGAAAUACAUCACCUAACUCACCUUUUAACCUUACUAUUCUAAGGGAGAGAUCCAAUUCCGCGGUGACUGAUUCUAUCGGCUUUUAAAAA